AUGUCAAGUCUACAUGAGUCGACGAGCGAGGCGAACUCCCCAGGCUUUGGAAACCGGCAACAGGAUGUGCAACGACGAGUUGGCGUCCUGUCGAGGACUCUCAACUCCAGCUCUAGUAUCAGAUGGAUUCUCCCUGCCAGGAUACGCUCGCCCUCCAAGAACGACGUCGUCUUUGUAGGGUCGACUUUUGUUCAGCUUCAUGAGUUCCUGGACACCGGGCAGCUCGUGAACACAACGGCCAAGCUGGACUUCGGUACUCAGAUUACAGAUGCCAAAGUCAUCUCAGCCAACCUGAAAAUCGUCCCCGUCGUUGAUGCAAUCUUCAAGCAAGAACGAGACCAAGAACAGUACACAAUCCGGGGGCAACCCCUUACCCAGACACAACCGCCACAGCUGCUGGUUCUGGCCACCGUCGACAAUGAAUUGAUUUAUGUUUACGCAACGGAGGACAUCGCCAGCGACGUCAAACUAGUCUUUGCGAAGAGGCCGUUGCUGAGAGGAGCAGGCCUGCCCCGUAGCCAAUGUCGCUAUCUGGCCGUUGACUACGAGUCUCGCGCGCUCGCCGUGGCUUCGCCAUCGGGCUACUUCGGAGUCUUCAAGCUACGACCCCUUGAUGAUAUAAAGGCUGAGAUCGAUCGCUGGGAUCCUCUCAGCCACGGCUCCUUCCGCCCUUCUGAUGAGCAACGUUUCAUCCAAGUGGAUGGUGAUAUCAUCAUGCUUGAUUUCCUUCGCAGCCCCGAUUCCGACUCUACCAAAGUGCUCUUACUCAUCCUCGUCCAUGCUGCGGAUGGAUCCAACACGACCCUUCAGUACCUGUACCGAUGGGAUACUCGGUCCCCUCUUCAGACUCUCAAGGCCAUGUCUUGCAGCGGGCGCCGACUUAAGGAGGAUCAGCUCCCUUUGAUGUUGAUUCCGUCGACCAGACCAUAUUCAUUUGUCCUGGUAUUGGAAACGGGGAUUAGCUACUUUGAGAAUGUCCAUUCUUCCGAGUCCAAACGCAUCAAUUGCCAGUUCGUGGGUAAGGCAGCAGGACCUCUGCAAUGGGUUCAGUGGGCCAAGCCGAGGCGUCACACCGAAUAUCUCCAGAAACGCGAUGAUCUUGUAAUCGUUCGCGAAGAUGGACUGCUGCAGUACUUUCAAAUCGAGAAGGCCUCGAGUACCAAGUUCACCAUGAACAACACCAUCGGCCACCUGGGCUUUGAUGUCGACACGGCUUUCUGCAUGCUGGCUGGGCCGCCAGAUAAAGGUGGCGACAUUAUCAUAGCCGGUGGCAGUAUGACAGACGGAGGCGUCUUCCAUGUCUCUGCCCGAGGUUCUCCACAGCGCACACAGAGCAUCGAGAACAUUGCUCCUCUGAGAGACAUGAUUGUGGCCUCAUCCCCGCUUGGUAGGCCUACGGGGCUCGAAACGCAUGAGGUGUCCAAUCGAUUGUACACUUGCAGCAGCAGAGACGACGGGCGCGGUGAGCUGUCGGAAAUUCGAUACGGCUUGGAAGCUCAGAUUGGGUGGACUAUGGACUAUCCGGACGCCGCAUUCAUCGAUCAGAUCUGGUCACUGGAAAUCCCCGACAGGAAAGAGCUUCUGCUACUCGCAUCACAUACCACGCAUACGACCAUGGUCUCGUUUGAGCUUGAAACGCAGGACAUUUCUUUCACAGACGCCGAGACACAUCCCGGCUUUGAUUUCGACAGACCCACGCUCGCCGCGGCUGUCAUCAAGAACCGGACGAUUGUUCAAGUUACGACUGGUGGCAUCAACGUUAUCCCCACAGGCACCACCUCGACUGCGCCUAGACCUAGGCACGUAAAGGCCGACUUGCGGGUGGCUGCAUUCUUUGAAAAUGAAGCCACCGUCGCCAUUGCAGGCAAGAGCCUGUCAGGCUUUGAAAUUGGACUGUCGUCUAUUGUGACCUCAAAUGAUGGGAGCGUACGCUUGACUGCUGCACCUAGCACAGCCUUGGCCGAAACACCUACUAGCAUAUGUUGCUUUACCGUCAAGGAAACCCGGCUUGUCCUGGUGGGGACGGCUACUGCCAGGUUCCAUCUGUAUACCGUUUGGCCCGACCGAACCUUGAAGCUUGUAUUCCAGAGACAGGUCAAAGACAUUGAAGGCAAGCUGGAGAACUCAGCAGUCACUUCGCUCGUUGCACUCUGCUCGGGUGAGCGCGCCGGGGCACUCCUUCUCUGCGGAUUACGCCACGGGAUCUUACUUUGCUUGGAGCUGUCCCUGGAAAACUCCCGGUCGACCGGCCAUGACAGCGUCCUCGCAAGCAUAUCUGGCGCUGACUAUGUCGAAGGCAUCAGAUGUGAUGACUUCUACCUUCUUGGAUCAACUCCCGUCCACGUCUUUGAGGAGAAGGUGACUUCCAGCCAUGUGGGAACUUCGUCCGCCUUGGUGCUGUGUCAAGGGGAUAUGCGUCGUGUGACACUUCAUCCAAAUUCUGCCGUGAUGGACUACACGGUCUCUGGUCUUUGGGUCACCGACCGGACUGAUCCCUCCGCUGAACCCGUGGUAAACGCUUUCCAUCGUGUUCCGAAGCUCGCGACCACUGUUGCAGAUCCAGGUGGCUUGCUUGUUUGUGCCACCCAUGAUGUACUCUUGUUCUGCUCGCUGGUCACGCAAGAACAAGGAAUCAUCAGAAAGAUCCCCAUUGAAGGCGACCCGCGACACAUGCAGUUCUCACCCUACCUAAACAAAUUCGUGGUGGCUUUCGAGAGAGUGUAUCAUCUGCACAGCGAGGGUUCUUCUGAUCCGAAACGCCGUGGUGGAGUCCUGACAGGAUCCAUCUUGCCUCAAAAGGUGCAGCAGGUUGGCAUCCAACUGAUUGACCCUGUCUGGAAGGAUGUCAAGACCGGCAGGACCUCGAUCAUCGUUGCGGAGGACACGAGUGAGAGGGUCAACGCCAUGAUCAAUUGGGCGCCAACAGACGGUACGAAUCAUUACGAAUGGAUUGUCUUGGCCCUCGAACAUAGGAUUCCAGGACUUCCACAGCGGAGCGGUCGGGUCACUUGUCUCAAUGCCAAAAGUCUCAGCAAAGGCUCCUACGAGAACAUCCAGAAGUUAGCAUUCCGCAGUCCAGACAAACCCGUCACCGCCAUCUGCGCCUACAAGAUGUCCUCAUUGUUGAUUGCUGCUGGGAGGGAGAUUCACAUCCAAAAUCUGGAUUUCGCCACGCGAAAAUGGAAGACGCUGUCAAAGCACGCCUUGCCGUCCCCGGCCAAAGCCAUUUCAUGUCAAGGGUCGAUCAUCUUUGUUGCCACGUCUCAACAUUCGCUGUUCGUCCUUGUGGAACAGGAUGGCAAGUUGACCCAACAUCGAGCAGACACUGAAGCUCGGUGUUCGGUGGACGUGGCCGCCUUUGGUGGCGACUCUGCGGUAUUCUCAACCUGGAACGACAGUGGGACCGACCUGGUUGCAUUUGGCGGCUUCGACAAGUCGUACAAGGAUCCCUUCCCGCUCUUCCACGCCGACUUACCGCUCAUGGUCAACCGCAUUCGUUUGGACCCACAAGCAAGUUUGCCGACCUCUGGACGCUGUCGCUUCUACGGCAGCGCGAGUGACGGCACCCUUUUCCACUUCACUUUGCUCAGCGGCCGCGAAUGGAAGCUGCUACAUUUCCUUGAACAAAUGAGCUACAUGGAGCGCAAGACUGUCAAGCCAGUGCCCAUCAAAAAGCGGGACGCGAACAAUGAGGAGAUUAUCAUCAAUCCUGCCCCUACCAAGCUGAAGGACAUGCACGUCCGGGGUGAUCGGCUGAUGAUGAUGAUCGAGCCAGGUCCCUACCAUCUGCAGAACAUGUUGAAAGAACCCGGACAGCGGGAGAAGUUCGGUUCUCUGGUGAAUGAAGUGCUAGGAGAGGAAGAACAUCCGAUCGAGGCCACCACUGUUUGGUUGAGGAGAUUGCUGAGAUAUCCUCAAAGAUCUUAA
Messenger RNA from Capronia coronata CBS 617.96, 3927 nucleotides. RefSeq lists its product as uncharacterized. The record is from RefSeq and is a predicted model, not a curated record. Gene Ontology annotation, cellular component: nucleus; U2 snRNP. Gene Ontology annotation, biological process: mRNA splicing, via spliceosome. Gene Ontology annotation, molecular function: U2 snRNA binding; protein binding. Lineage: Eukaryota; Fungi; Ascomycota; Eurotiomycetes; Chaetothyriales; Herpotrichiellaceae. The coding region runs from base 1 to 3927 and encodes 1308 amino acids. The transcript is spliced from 4 exons.